GGCAGCGCAUUUUAGUAGAACCGACGCAGUACUCUCUUUUAGUCUCUCUAACCAGUGAACUCACACAAACAGACAGACACGGUUACACAUCCUGUCACUCUCUCACCAAAAACCCCACUGCAAAUUACACCCUCAACAGUUCAGUGCAAAAAAAAGUGUAAAAUUCUCUCUUUCUCUCUCUGCUAUAAUUUUUAGCAGAGAAGUUUGACAAAGCUUCACAGAGAUGCAUGUGCUGCUUUAAUCCCUACCAUUAUACGAGUGUCACUCACACAGCCACAACGAGAAGAGACAAAAGAGCCCCAUCAAAGAAAAAAAACCCCUUAGUAAUGGUCUCGCCUGAAAUGGCCCAGUUUCACACUUCUCACAUGGCUAAACCUUCUGUGCGGAACAAAGCCUCUGUGUGGCUCACCGACAGUUUCAUCUUCCUCAGCGGCGCAUUCUUCGCUCUUUUACUUGUCUGGACCUUCUCUUCCUUCAGCUCCCCCACCCCAAACCUUGAUCUCUCUCCCACUCAAGCUCGCUCAAACUCUGCCCUCAACUGCGCUGUCAACCUAACCCAUGACUCGGACGAGUCAACCUUCUACGAUGACCCCGAACUCGGUUACUCAAUCGGAAACCCAGUGAAGAACUGGGACGAGAAGAGAAGAGAGUGGCUGAAGCACCACCCUUCAUUCGCCGCCGGAGCGAGCGAGCGCGUCGUUAUGGUGAGUGGGUCGCAGCCGAAGCCUUGUAAGAACCCCAUCGGCGAUCACUUGCUGCUAAGGUUUUUCAAGAACAAGGUUGACUACUGUAGAAUCCAUGGCUACGAUAUCUUUUACAACAACGCUUUGUUGCACCCGAAAAUGGGCUCGUAUUGGGCCAAGCUACCGGUGGUCCGAGCAGCCAUGCUGGCUCACCCGGAAGCCGAGUGGAUCUGGUGGGUUGACUCGGACGCGUUGUUCACCGACAUGGAGUUUAAACCCCCAUUACAUAGGUACAAAGAUCAUAACUUUAUCGUUCACGGGUGGGCCAAGAUGAUUUACGAGGCCAAGAGCUGGACUGGCCUAAACGCCGGCGUUUUCUUAAUCAGGAACUGUCAGUGGUCCAUGGACCUUAUCGAUGUGUGGGCCAGCAUGGGUCCACAAGCCCCAGACUACAACAAGUGGGGCCAAAUUCUCAGAUCAACGUUCAAAGACAAGCUGUUUCCAGAGUCAGACGAUCAGACGGGUCUGAUUUACUUGAUUUACAAAGAGGGUGACAGAUGGGCGGACAAGAUUUAUUUAGAGGGAGAAUAUUAUCUCCAGGGUUACUGGCACGACAUAGUGGGGACACUCGAUAACAUCACCGAGAGGUACAUGGAAAUAGAGAGAGAAGACAGAAAGUUGAGGCGGAGGCACGCAGAGAAAGUGAGCGAGCAAUACGGUGCGCUUAGGGAGAAGCACUUGAAAGAUGCUGGGAAUGGAAGGUGGAGCUGGAGAAGACCGUUUAUCACGCACUUUACUGGGUGUCAGCCUUGUAGUGGGGACCACAAUCAGAUGUACUCAGGCACAUCGUGCUGGGAUGGGAUGCGAAAGGCCUUGAAUUUCGCUGAUAAUCAGGUGAUUCGUAAGUAUGGUUUCGUGCACCCCAAUCCUCUUGAUUCCUCUCUCUCUGCCGUGCCCUUUGAUUACCCAGCUGCUGAGGAGGAUGGUUGGUGAGAUGGGUUUUGUUAAAAAAAGAUUAAAAAAAAUACUAUUUAUUAUAAUAUUUUCACAACAAUUCCUAUAUCGGUUGAUACUGAAAAAAAAGAAGGAAGGAAUUUAUGUGGAUUUAAGUUAGAACUAAUAACAUCUUUGUAGAUAUGAUUUGUUGUGAAACUUUUCUAAAAGAAACAGUGUAAUCUGAUUGCGUGUAUUAUGUGUUUAGUAUUAAAUUCACUUUUAUUUUUGGGUAA
This is a messenger RNA of Quercus robur (English oak), 1912 nucleotides long. RefSeq names its product putative glycosyltransferase 7. Gene Ontology annotation, biological process: transforming growth factor beta receptor signaling pathway; regulation of DNA-templated transcription. The record is from RefSeq and is a predicted model, not a curated record. Gene Ontology annotation, cellular component: trans-Golgi network; endosome; membrane. Lineage: Eukaryota; Viridiplantae; Streptophyta; Magnoliopsida; Fagales; Fagaceae. Gene Ontology annotation, molecular function: galactosyltransferase activity. The transcript has a single exon. Bases 228 to 1676 code for a protein of 482 amino acids.